This is a messenger RNA of Ixodes scapularis (black-legged tick), 396 nucleotides long. RefSeq lists its product as uncharacterized. Lineage: Eukaryota; Metazoa; Arthropoda; Arachnida; Ixodida; Ixodidae. The record is from RefSeq and is a predicted model, not a curated record. The transcript has 4 exons. Bases 1 to 396 code for a protein of 131 amino acids.
AUGAACGCAACAUCUAAACAACUACUGCAGCGACUACCUCGAAUGAACGUAGCUGCUUAUUCUGAGCUUAUCGACUCAUUGUCAGCUCCUGAUUUGGAACUACAGAGUUGGAAAGAUGUGGAGCAAAAUAUCGGAAACUCUUCAUGCAUGAACCACUUAAAAACGCAAAUGGACGAAGCAUGUAGGCAGUUAGGGGAAAGCACCAUGGUAUCCGUGGACUUCGCCAAUUGCAAGAUGGGAUGCCAGAAUGCGACGGCAGCAUCCGUGAAACCUUACAAUAUGCCCAACGGCACAUCUUGUGGAUUUUAUGGCGAAAAAUGCCAAAAUGGAAAAUGCGUGGGCCAAUGUGAAAUGGAGUCCGAAGAAUCUCUCGAAUCGCCCGAAAAAGAUGUCUGA